Salvia miltiorrhiza (redroot sage) is the source of this 1080-nucleotide messenger RNA. RefSeq lists its product as uncharacterized. The record is from RefSeq and is a predicted model, not a curated record. The transcript is spliced from 3 exons. Bases 392 to 679 code for a protein of 95 amino acids. NCBI's taxonomy places the organism in Eukaryota, Viridiplantae, Streptophyta, Magnoliopsida, Lamiales, Lamiaceae.
UUUAUUAUAUAAUCACAAUUAAACAUUGUAAUGAUUCGACCUUCUCCACCAGAUUUCCCUUCUCCUCUCCUCCAUCAAAUUUCCACCGGCGAUUCGCUCCACUGGCCGCAGCUGCGAUCUGCCACCUUCCACCGCAAAGAUUUCCCUUCUCCUCUCGUCCACCAGAUUUCCACAUUUCACCGAUUUCCCUUCUCCUCUCCUCCAUCAAAUUUCCAUCGGUUUACCGAUUUCCCUUCUCCUCUCCUCCAUCAGAUUUCCAUCGGCGAUUCGCUUCACCGGCCGCAGCCGCGAUCUGCCACCUUCCACUGCAAUUCGCCGCUCCCAUUUUCCCUCCACCGCCGGACGCGAUUUGCCAGAAUCCGGCGGCCGCCAGCGGCUCAAGACCACGGCCAUGGUAAAUUAUUUCUCUUCUCCUCUCCUCCAUCAGAUUUCCACCGGUGAUUCGCUUCACCGGCCGCAGCCGCGAUCUGCCACCUUCCACUGCAAUUCGCCGCUCCCCUUUUCCCUCCACUGCCGGACGCGAUCUGCCAGAAUCCGGCGGCCGCCAGCGGCUCAAGACCACAGCCAUGUGGAACUCUCUAUUUCGCGUAUUGCAGACUUUGCAGUUGCUGACUGUUUAAUCUUAGCUUGGUUGUUUGCAGCUUGCGUUGUGGAGCCAUUUUACACUGCAUUAGAGUAAUGCAUCCCGGUCCUUGAGUAUGGGCUAGAGAGAGAUCACAAGAAGAUGUGAGAUUUUCAGUUUUUCUGUUAAAUGAAAACUCAGAUCAGAGGCACCAUUUUUUGUUUCCGCAAUGUUUACUUGAUACCAAUCAUGAAGAUUGAGUGUCGAACUGUUGGGGUGCCUCAGACAUGCUCAUUGUGAAUUUUAGAUAGAGAAAUAAAGCCACCUUUUCGUCCCUAACUGAGAUUUUUAGUUGAAGCAAUGUACAAAUAUGUAGGAGGCAAUAAAUAAUUAUGGGCUCUAUGAAUGUGUAUCCGUUUUUGAAUGGGUUGGAGUGCAGCUACUAUUGAAUAAUGACAUAAUCAUAUAUUGCUAAUCCUACUUUGAAUAGUAGAGGUGCAGCUUAGGUUAGAUCUCAA